CUCUGAAAAGGCUGCGUGAAGCUGCCAACAGCAACGACUUGGACACAGUGCAGCAACUCUUGGAGGAUGGAGCUGACCCCUGUGCCGCGGACGACAAAGGCCGGACAGCCCUGCACUUUGCCUCCUGCAAUGGCAACGAUCACAUCGUGCAGCUGCUUCUGGACCAUGGGGCUGACCCAAACCAGAGAGAUGGGCUUGGAAACACACCCUUACACUUGGCUGCCUGCACGAACCAUGUUCCUGUCAUCACCACGCUGCUGCGCGGAGGUGCCAGAGUUGAUGCCUUAGAUCGAGCUGGCAGAACCCCGCUGCACCUCGCUAAAUCAAAGCUAAACAUCCUGCAGGAAGGACUCUCCCACAGCCUGGAGGCCGUACGCCUGGAAGUGAAACAGAUCAUCCAGAUGUUGCGGGAAUACCUGGAGCGUCUGGGGAGGCACGAGCAAAAGGAACAGCUGGAUGACCUCUGCUCCAGGUUACAGAUGACUAGCACCAAGGAGCAGGUGGACGAGGUUACAGACCUCCUGGCUAGCUUCACCUCACUCAGCCUGCAGAUGCAGAAGAUGGAGAAGAGAUAACGGGCUUCCAAAUCAUCUUCCUGAUGCAGCAGGAGAAGCUUCAGAGAGAAAAAGAGGAAGCUGAAGCUUGCUUCCCAGCUCGCUGCAUACAAACAUUGCUGUCCCUGUGGGUGCUGCCACAGCUGCCUCAUAGGGAGGCAGCAGGCCUUGGACAAGAGAGACAACAGACAAUGCUGCAGCUGAGACUUUUUGG
Antrostomus carolinensis (chuck-will's-widow) is the source of this 768-nucleotide messenger RNA. RefSeq names its product ankyrin repeat domain 54 (gene ANKRD54). The transcript is spliced from 8 exons. The record is from RefSeq and is a predicted model, not a curated record. Lineage: Eukaryota; Metazoa; Chordata; Aves; Caprimulgiformes; Caprimulgidae. The annotation marks the transcript as partial. Gene Ontology annotation, molecular function: protein binding.